This is a messenger RNA of Vigna radiata var. radiata (mung bean), 2256 nucleotides long. RefSeq lists its product as uncharacterized. Bases 1725 to 2126 code for a protein of 133 amino acids. NCBI's taxonomy places the organism in Eukaryota, Viridiplantae, Streptophyta, Magnoliopsida, Fabales, Fabaceae. The transcript has 2 exons. The record is from RefSeq and is a predicted model, not a curated record.
UUCUUCCUAUUCAAACUCAAACAUCUUUACGGAAAGAGACUUGCUUUGUCUUGGGAUAGUACAACUUAUAGGAACCCGUGGAGUUAUAGCGUACAAAAAUCAUGGGUUCAACAAUUAUUUCAUCAAGCUUCUUUCUCCUUUGUUGAAAUAUGUCAAUAGCAUAGUGAACCAAAUAUCUUAAAGGGCUUGAUGAAUGGCUUGAUACCAGACCAUCCUUCUUUUGAACUAUUUUGUAGGACAUAUGUUAAGGACAUAAACAUUUGUCACUGCCAAUUCACCCUAAAAACUCUAAGGUAGAUUUUUCUGCUUAAGCAUAGUUCGUACCAUGUUCAUUAUGGUCAUGUUUCUUCUUUUCGCAAUUCCAUUAUGUUGGGGAGUAGUGUAAGGAGCACUUACUUCAUGCAUCAGAAACUUUUCAUCUCACCAGAAUUAAAUUCACCUCCACCGUCGAUCCUCAAAAUCUUGAUAAAUUUCCAAACUGCUUUUCCACUAUAGCCUUGAAUCCUUCAAAGAUGUUCAAUUCUUCACUCUUUUGCUUUAAUCAAAUAUAGCCAUAACUUUCUACUAAAGUCCGUCCAAAUACAACAUAAAAUAUUUAUUUCCUCCUAAUGAAGGAAUGUCAAAUGGUCUACAAACAUCAAAGUACAACAUGUUGAAUAUCGUUGGCUUUGGACGCAGUGUAAGGUCCGAAAGAAGUUAUUGAUUGCUUGUUGAUCCAACAAUUAUCACAAUUUCUUUCGAAUCAUAAUUGAGGGAAGACCAGGCACCAUAUUCUUUGAUCGCAAUCUUUGAAAUUUAAGUGGCCUAACCUUAGGUGUCAUACCAUGAAUCAUCUGACAAAACAUAGCGGCGAAACGUUGAGAUUUAAUGGUGUUCAUAAAUUUUUAGAAAAUCAUUAACCAUAUUCAUUGAGAACCAUUUCUCCAAAAGUUGACCCAUACUGAUCAAGUUACUCUUCAUUUCAUGGACAUAAAGCAUAAAAGAGAUUACAACUUGUCUUCUAUCUUGCCUUGCAACUAACACAUUCCCAAUGCCCUCAGCUUGAAUCACUCUAUUAUCUGCAGACCUUAUUGUCUUCUUCCCACGAACUACUGCACAUCGCGCUCAAGAUCCAGCAACUUCACCCAUCUGUACCGGCCCACUCAGAUCAGCGCUCCUUAAGCUUCAUUGUUUCGCCCACGUCAAUCACAGUCACCACACAUCCAAGUCGGAGCAGAGCACACACCUCACCGGAGAGAGACACGCCUCCAUUACAGAUUUGUGGUUCCGGUCACGAUGACAGUGAACGACUCUUGACAGAUCCCUGCACGACAAAUUGGGCAAUUGGGCUUGGGCCAUUGUCAGCUGGAAGAUAACCACUACACAAAGGUUGAAUUGGAAAAGGCUAUUGCUCUCUCCACCUUUCCUCCACCUUCUUAUUAUUUUAAGGAUCUCGUUAUUUCGACACCCUAUAUUUGAUACUCAUUUGACACUCUCAUGUGUGAACGUGCUAUUAGCUACUUUUUUUUGUUUUUUUUUUUUUUAAAUUUGGUCUGAAAAAUGCAGAGGUUUUCAGAGAAAUUGUAUUCCUUUUUUACCCCUGGGCAUUUUCAGUUUCAGUGUGAAAGAUUGAUUCUCUCUCACAUUUGGGUUUCUCAUCGUCGUCUCCAUUAGCGCUCACAGAGUUGUCUUCUCCAUCAACCGCUGACAGUGUCGUCGUGUCCAUUGCUCUCCAGUGCUCUGAAAUGACAAGUUCCGGAUUGGACCAUCGCUGGACCAAGCGCUCUCAACGAACGGUUGACAAAGGACCAAAGGGAAGUCAUCUCCAAGAGUUGGAGGUGAAUGACUUAGAGCAAGAAUUGGAGAAAGAGAAGGCCAAAACAAGAAGUAAAAAGUCAACUGCAGAUGACGGUUUUCAGAGUGCUGGAUGUCCACAAGCAGCAACUGACGAUGCAUUCGUUUCACCUGUUCGUUUGUCGGCCGAGGAAGGGGGUGGAAUGAGUAACAAUGAAGAAGGUCCAUUGUCGCCAGAUGCACCAGGUGGAAUGGCUGACAAGCAAUCACAGUUGAGGACUUAUGUUAGGAUUGGUUCAAGAAGAAGAGUUAAGAGCAAAGCACUUAGGACACCUUACACAGGAAAUGUAUGAGUUAGAAAGACAAAGGAUUAACUAUUGUGUUAAGUUGGAACAAAAGUAUUGUGUAUUUAAACCUAGUAUUUGGUUCAAUAUGUAUAACAUUGAUUUAUUUUAUGUUAUUGGAAAUCAAAUGUUUGUUUUA